GCACUUGCGGAACGGUUUGUAAACAAAAUAAAUACAAUUUUUAAGACGAAAAAUGGCGAGUGAGACCACGAUCGAUCGGAAACUUUCCGAGAUAUUCGGUGAGGCGUACCAUCUGUUGGGCACCUUCGAAACCUGCUACGAGCCCAUCAACAGUCCGGAGUUUCAGGCCAACAUCAAAAAGUGCAUCGGACUGUUCGAGGACUCGACCCGGCUGGUUUCGCUGUGCGGACUGUUCAGCUCCAACGAGGGUUUCGAGGAGGUGGCCACCGAAAAUCUGCGCUACUUUCUGCUGCCCUUCUUUCUGGGCCAGCUCACGCUGAAGCUGUGCAACGCCGAGCGGAAGGAGCUGGUCGAGGUGGCCGAAGUUUACUACAAUGAUUUCCUGCGGCGUUGUGAGGAUUACAAGCUGUGCGAUAAACCGGCAGCUGUGUUGGUGGUGGAUAACGGUCAAUCGUCUGGGGACAAAAUUCAGGAACUUGCGAGAAUGGCACAGGAUCGGAAUGCCAAGCUGAAAAAGUACCAGGAAAAGAAGGAACUGGACGAUCAGAUCAAGCUGCUCAAGGUAGCGAUGGAGCGCGAACAGGUGGACGACGAAAUCAAGCGGGAAUUUUACCUGAAACUGUUGAAGUCGUGCGUGCUGGACGCGCACGAGGAGCUGGUCAGCAUCAGCCAGGAGAAGCAAAUCCUGGAGCACAUCGCCGUCAUGAGGCGAAACGAGCAAGAACACCAGCACAAACCGCCCAAAGGGCCGGCGCCGAAGCCGCUGAAACCGAUCAUUAUCACGCGGGACGCCGCCCAGAAGGCCGUGUACGGGCUGGGCUAUCCGAGCAUGCCCACGAUGACGGUGGCGGAGUUUUACGAGCAGCGCGUCGCCGAGGGCAUCUUCCCGGAUGCCGAGCGCAUGAAGGAGGUCAACAAGAACUCGCUGAUGAACCGCGUGUUCCAGGACAACGCCGCCGAGCUGGACAAGGAGGACGAGGAGAAGGAAAAGCUUGUCGAAGAAGACGACGAGGAAUAUCUGGCCCGGCAGCGCGCCAAGGACGAGUUCAAGGACGAUCACCGUCGCGGCUACGGAAAUCGUCACAAUCGCAGCUAAAUCGAAUCGAAUCGAGCUUGGCGGUAUUAUUUUUUCUCGUUUUGCCUUUGGAUCACGAUGAAAUCCGAGUUGAUGGUUUUUAAGGCAUAGCACAUGAUCAAUUCAUCUAACAUUUUGGCUUGUUGAUUUAUAUCAAAUUUGUAUUGUGAUUUGAAUUAUGAGUGGCGAAUAUAAUAAAAUCAUUAUUCAAUUUUCAA
This is a messenger RNA of Culex quinquefasciatus (southern house mosquito), 1293 nucleotides long. RefSeq names its product immunoglobulin-binding protein 1 (gene Tap42). The coding region runs from base 53 to 1096 and encodes 347 amino acids. Gene Ontology annotation, biological process: regulation of signal transduction; regulation of dephosphorylation. Gene Ontology annotation, cellular component: cytosol. The transcript has 4 exons. Gene Ontology annotation, molecular function: protein phosphatase 2A binding. NCBI's taxonomy places the organism in Eukaryota, Metazoa, Arthropoda, Insecta, Diptera, Culicidae. The record is from RefSeq and is a predicted model, not a curated record.